Molecule: messenger RNA, 948 nt
Organism: Penicillium verrucosum
Lineage: Eukaryota; Fungi; Ascomycota; Eurotiomycetes; Eurotiales; Aspergillaceae
Product: lipase family protein
Exons: 2
Coding region: 1-948 (315 amino acids)
Biological process (GO): lipid metabolic process
Source: RefSeq, a predicted model, not a curated record
AUGGCUAGCAUUUUAUUUCUCCCUCUACUAUUGUGCAUCUGUUUCCUGAGCUUCACCACAGCCCAGACCAAGAAGCAUGUAUCAACUGAUCUAUUCAACUCCCUGGAAGAGUUAUCCCGACUAGUGGAUAUUUCAUACUGCGUUGGAACAACAGGAGUACAUCAACCAUUCCAGUGUCUCAGCCGCUGCAUAGAUUUCCCAGAUCUAGAACUAGUAACUACCUGGAACACAGGCGUCCUCCUCUCCGACUCAUGCGGCUACAUAGCCCUCUCCCACACCCCCACCGCCAAACAAAUAAUCAUCGCCUUCCGCGGCACUUACUCAAUAACAAACACAAUAAUCGACCUCUCCGCCUAUCCCCAAACCUACAUCCCCUACCCAGACCCAGACGAAAACACCACAACCACAACCCCAAUCCCCGCAAGCCCGCACUGCGAAAACUGCACCGUCCACGCGGGCUUCCUACGCUCAUGGCUCCACACUCGAACAGAAAUACUCCCCGUCAUCUCCGUCCUACGCCAAAAGUACCCAGAUUACGCCAUAACGCUAGUAGGCCAUUCCCUCGGCGGUGCUAUCGCCGCACUAGCAGGACUAGAGAUGCGUCUGAAGGGCUGGGAUGCAACAGUGACGACGUUCGGGGAACCGAUGAUCGGGAACGCGGCGUUCGCGGCAUUCCUCGACGAACAGUUCGGACUCGGGGAUGCCGUAUCGAUUCCACCGCUACAGGGGGGUCAGCGGUUCCGUCGUGUCACGCAUAUCGGGGAUCCGGUUCCUAUGUUGCCGCUUGCUGAGUGGGGAUAUCGACCUCAUUCUGGGGAGGUUUUUAUUAUGAGGGGGAGUUGCCGCCGCGGAGAGAGGAUGUGGUUCAUUGUUCUGGUGUGGAGGAUGCUGGGUGUAUUGCGGGUGAUGGGGGUGAGGGGGUUUUGGUUGAGUUGUAUCGGGAUUUGA